AUGAGCAGUCCCACCACCGGCCGCCAGCGUGGCACUGCCUCCAAAGCGCCCCGGAAAACACCUAACAACAACCCCGACGUUAACCGCAGGGAGAACCAGCAACGUGCGCGUGCGCCUAGCGGCGCUACCCCACGAGUGCACACCCGAAAGCGCUCGAGAUCUGGACCGACUUCCGCCCUCGCCGACGAAGACGACGAUGACGACUUCGAUUCAGAGCACGACGUCAAAGUCAAGAAAGGCCGCACUACCUUCGACGAAAACGGGUACUUCAAAGAAGGCAACAAGAGCAUGCGUUACUUUGGACCUGGGUUCACGGACCUAUACUCGCCGUCCGUAUCGCAUCAACUCAUCCAUACCGGAUUGUACAACCAGAUGCCGCCCCGCGAUAAUCGUCAGCACCUUCUCCAGGGUCUGGACUGUCUCUUCGGUAUGGACGCACGCACCUGGGUAAAGGACUGGAAGAAGAAGAAGGGGGUGACAAAGCCUGUCAAAGGAGCUGCGCCGCCUGCACCGCAGCCUAUCAUUCACACGACCAGUCACUACACGUUCACACCCGGUGUCAACCGACACAUAGGCUUCGACAUCACCAAGACACCAUACGCGCUUAUCGAUUGCGCCGAGGGUGUUCAUCCUUGCAAUUUCCCCCAGGGUCUUGACCGCGGUCCCUUUACCGAAGCCCUCAUUCAAGCUCAGCUCAUGAUUUACUCGAAGCUUAUGCUGGCUGAUCUAGAUGCGUUCAUUGCGUAUUGGCUUAUCGAUCGAAAUCUUCAGGCCGGCUACAGCGAUGCGGGGUUCCUGAAGAGGCAUGUGGCGUUGCAUGAGGAAUAUCGGGCUAUGGUGAGGAAGGAUGUAGAGAGUCAUGGCUAUAGGUGGGAGGACUGA
This is a messenger RNA of Alternaria infectoria, 882 nucleotides long. RefSeq lists its product as uncharacterized. The coding region runs from base 1 to 882 and encodes 293 amino acids. Lineage: Eukaryota; Fungi; Ascomycota; Dothideomycetes; Pleosporales; Pleosporaceae. The transcript has 2 exons. The record is from RefSeq and is a predicted model, not a curated record.